This is a messenger RNA of Acanthoscelides obtectus, 756 nucleotides long. NCBI's taxonomy places the organism in Eukaryota, Metazoa, Arthropoda, Insecta, Coleoptera, Chrysomelidae. The record is from the annotation of a GenBank genome assembly.
AUGACUGUCAAACGUCAAAUUUUGGAUAUGCCACAACAAAUAGCUUAUGUGACUCAGCAAGAAGUCAGUCAUGUAGUGGCCAGGGAUAUGACACAACAGGAAUUAACAUCUGCCAAGCCUCAGGAAGUCAGUCUAACGUUGAAGGAUAUGGCUCAACAUGACCUCCAGACUACGUCUCAGAAUAUUCGAGAACCCAGUCCUUCAAACAGUCAGACUCUAACAGAAGCUGGGACGAGGGGGAUGGACCGACUUAUUCAGGCAGCUCGAAAUUUCGAUGCUCGCCAAAAGGAGAAGCACAAUAUAACCGUUCAGAAGCAGCGAAUCCAAGCAGGCGACCUCCAGGACACACAACUCAUACUACAGGCCUCGCCAGAAAUGAAGUGCACGCUACAGGAAGUCGGCCAGGGUCAACCAUCUUCAUCAACUCAGGCAGCAUCGUUACAAAAGGACAUCCCAAUCGCGUCUCCCAUGAAGACACAUCAGAUAUUAACAGAAAUCUAUCCUUGGACGCUAGAAGGGAGCAGACUGAGCACACCAUCCCCAGAAUUUGCUCAGUUAGUGCAACAGAUAACAACAGAGGUUCACAAUCCUUCGACGUUGCAGGAGGACAGCCCGGUUCAACAAAUAGAGACCAGUCCACCUCAGUUGCCACUAGAGGACUUGAUGGAUCAACUGUCUUCCUUACAAGAAACUGAUCCAACAUCACCAUAUAUCAAUCCGCCUCGAUCACUGCCAGAGGAACUAUUUCAGAUCUAA